Messenger RNA from Trichoplusia ni (cabbage looper), 1569 nucleotides. It is a transcript of the gene Dopr2, whose product is annotated as dopamine receptor 2. Gene Ontology annotation, cellular component: membrane. The transcript is spliced from 3 exons. Bases 166 to 1569 code for a protein of 467 amino acids. The record is from RefSeq and is a predicted model, not a curated record. Lineage: Eukaryota; Metazoa; Arthropoda; Insecta; Lepidoptera; Noctuidae. Gene Ontology annotation, biological process: adenylate cyclase-activating adrenergic receptor signaling pathway. Gene Ontology annotation, molecular function: G protein-coupled receptor activity.
UCGUAUCUGCAGGCUACAAAAAUAUGCCAACGAAACAUGUGCCAGAAAUUAGAAUACUGGAAUACAAUGCCUGCCAAAAACGUAAUCUCGAAAUGGCUGCGGGCGAAACAAGGGAAACAUAAACACUCACCAUGGCGCUAGCGAGCAAGUGACUAUCGGAAAAAUAUGAACGCGACGGAUCCGGAUGUACUAGUGGCAAGAGGCCAACUGGACGUGCUGUACCGCGGCGCGGAGUACACGCUGGAGGGGGACCGCAGCGCCUACAACGGCGCGCUCGAGUUCAACGUCACCUUCGACAACGGCACCGGCUACAACAUCUCCGCCGACUCCGAAGAGCCCUGGAACGACUACAUCAAGCUCCUUCAAGACAGAGCUCUGCUUGUCGCCUUCCUGUUGCUGUUCUCGCUCACUACGGUGUUCGGCAACAUGCUGGUGAUCCUGGCCGUGGUGCGCGAGCGUUACCUGCAUACGUCCACGAACUACUUCGUGACAUCACUAGCAGUCGCAGAUUGCUUGGUCGGUCUAGUGGUGAUGCCUUUUUCGGCAUUGUAUGAAGUUUUAGAACACACGUGGUUUUUCGGUGUGGACUGGUGUGAUGUGUGGCGGUCUCUAGACGUGUUGUUCAGUACGGCCUCAAUAUUGAACCUGUGUGUGAUCUCUUUAGACCGGUAUUGGGCCAUAACGGACCCCAUUACAUAUCCAAUGCGUAUGAGUGGACGGAAGGCCGCGUUCCUAAUCGCGGCAGUGUGGGUGUGUUCAGGUGCGAUAUCGUUCCCCGCGAUCGCGUGGUGGCGUGCAGUGCGUGUAGAAGAAGUGCCAGAUUACAAAUGUCCAUUCACGGAAAACUUAGAGUACAUCAUAUUUUCAUCAACAAUAUCGUUUUAUUUGCCUCUGUUUGUGAUGGUGUUCACUUAUUAUCGUAUAUAUCGCGCGGCAACUAUACAGACGCGGUCGCUUAAAAUCGGUACUAAGCAAGUGAUGAGACCUAGUGGUGAGUUAGAGUUGACGUUGAGGAUUCAUAGAGGAGGCACAGUGCGGCAGCGGAGCGACGCUUGCCACGGCGUGUGUACUCCGGAGGAGGCGGACCAGGAGCCGCUGACCGCACUGCAGAACAACGGUCUAUCUCGAUCCUCGACGCGACUGACAAACGUCACGCACGGGAAACAUUUGCCGAAAAACUUUUCACUGUCCCGUAAACUCGCGAAGUUCGCCAAAGAAAAAAAGGCAGCAAAAACUCUAGGUAUAGUGAUGGGUGUGUUCAUUGUGUGUUGGUUGCCGUUCUUCGUGGUGAACCUGCUGUCGGGGAUCUGCUCGGCGUGCAUAGCGCACGAGGAGAUCGUGAACGUGGUGGUCACGUGGCUCGGCUGGGUUAACUCUUCCAUGAACCCGGUCAUCUACGCGUGUUGGAGCAGAGAUUUUAGGAGGGCUUUUCUUAGAAUAUUGUGCGUGUGCUGCCCGAGGAAGCUGCGUCGGAAGUAUCAGCCGCAGCUACGCUUCAAACAGUCCCAAUACCCGGUGACGACGAUGAUGUACUCGUCGGUGUCGCAGCACGAGAUGUGUCGCUUGUGA